UUGUUCUACAAUGUUGAAAAUAGUAAAAAAAAAAAAAAAAAAACCUUGAAUGAGUAGAUGUGUCCAAUCUUUUGACAGGUACUGUAUAUUAAUUGGUUGUUUAAUGUUAAUUUGUAAACUAGCCUAGCAUUGACUGUUCAUAGAUACAGACCUCCACAUAUUCACUGACCUUUUCCAGAGUUGCACUGAAACAGAACAACAUGCCUGUGUGUCUCUGUCUGCAUGCCACCUCCGUGAAUGAAUUCCCGGUAAUGUCUUAGCAUGCUGUGACUAAGCCAGGCCCGGGCUCAGGACUCUGUUCUGAGGGGUGGAGGGCGGAGAGGUGACCCAGCUGCCACGGGGGGGCUCCGCUGUCCCGCUAGGUGUUAGAGUGCUCCAGGAUAAGCCCCCCACUCACAAAGGACCCGGCUAGCCGUUGAUGGACCCUGCGUACACUCAUUAAACCUGGACUGGACCUCUCACCACCACUCCUGGGACUGUUGUAAGGCAGGAGGGUAGAGUGAUAUCAAGGUCUGGCUUAAAAUGUUUGUAAAAGAGAAAACUCAAAUACAUUUGAGAGAAAACUCUUGUAAAGUGAGUUCAGUUUCAUGGUCUAUUUUUGAUACAUAUCAGCAGUUGCGUUUGUUGUUGGUACCCACUGAUAUAUAACUAUUUCGAUAUUGUUUCAGUAAGUUAAAGACAAUCAAGCAGGAGAGAUGAAUGAAGAGAAAGAUGAAAAUCAACAUUAUUAAGUGAGAGGGAUAAAGGAAGCAGGGAUGUAGUAGAAAGAGAGGGCACUAGAGAGACAGACAGUCCAUGUCAGUGAAUCCAAGCCAUGUUUUCCUGGCCGCUCUCUGCAGGGGAGAUUACUCGGCCUUACUCCAGCCAGGCAAACUCUGUCCCCAGAGAGCUCAGUACUGACUACUGACCAAGCAUGGAGGUCCUGCAGCACACUUCCAGCUAACUUCAGAGCAGAGAGCUGAUCGGCUGGACCAGUAUGCUGGGAGGGGAUCCUGUGGAGGAGUGACAGGCAGCAGUUCUCAGGCUGGACGCUGUGUGAUACAGUGGGUCCCUUCACCGCCAUGGAGUUUGGGAGGUUUCAUUCAAAGUACCAAAAACCUUUGCUGCUCAUCAUGAUGACGUUCAAACUGGGUAUACUGUGCACAGCAGCAGCAGACAAGUGUCUGUCGGCCCCGUGUCAGAAUGGCGGUACGUGUCUCGACCAAAUGGGCAACUACACGUGUCUCUGUCCCAGAUGGCCAGUCCGCUAUAUGGGCAAGGACUGUAGGGAGCUGUAUGACCCCUGUGUCCACGAUGCGCCAUGCGCCAACUGUACCAGCACACUGGGCACAGAGGUCUACACCUGCCACUGCCCCGACAACUUCGCAGGGACCAACUGCACACUCAACAUCAACAUCAAGUGUGAGAGCAACCCAUGUAAGGGUGUCAGGUCCCAUUGUGUGGACAGGGUGGAUAGCUACACCUGCCACUGUCCCCCUGGCUAUGGAGGAGAUCACUGCCAGGCGAGGGACUGCACUGAGGAGCCGUGCCUCAACGGUGCCACCUGUGUUGACACAUCGGAUGGGUACCAGUGCCAGUGCGUCCCAGGCUUCCAGGGGAGGGACUGUGAGGAGAACAUGGAUGACUGUAAGUCACUCCCUUGUCAGAACGGAGCCAUCUGUAAAGAUGACGUCAACGGAUACCAGUGCUUUUGUGUGCCUGGUUUCCAAGGCUACCACUGCGACCUGGACAUUAACGAGUGUGUGUCGCGGCCGUGCAAGAACAAUGGGACCUGUGUCAAUGAGGUGGACCGCUAUGAGUGCAAAUGUCUGCUAGGGUUCAAAGGGGUGAACUGUGAAGUGGAGAUCGAUGAGUGUGAGGAGCAGCCCUGCCAGCAUGGAGCCACCUGCCACGACCGUGUGGGCCUGUACACCUGUGAGUGUGUUUCCGGGUACGAGGGCCGUGACUGUGAGCUGGACAUUGAUGAGUGUGCCAGCGGGCCGUGUCUCAACGAGGGCAACUGUACAGACCUGGUGAACAGCUAUGAGUGUGACUGCAACGGGACAGGCUUCACAGGAGAGGAUUGUGAGGUGGACAUCUCAGAGUGUGCUUCGGACCCCUGCCAGAAUGGAGCCACCUGCCUAGAGGGGGUCAACCAAUACGACUGUGUCUGCUGGACAGGUUAUGAAGGGAAGAACUGUCAGGUGGAUAUUGAUGAGUGUGAGCUGCAGCCCUGUGAGAACGGAGGAGAGUGUUUUCAGCGCUCAGAGCUGCUGCACUACGGGGUGCUGUCUGGACUGGAUGACAGGGAGUUCAACUAUGAGGAAGCAGCUGGGUUCCUCUGCCACUGUCAGCCUGGGUUUGCUGGAGAGAGCUGUGAAGAGAAUAUAGACGAGUGUGAGUCUGCUCCAUGUCAGAACGGAGGGAGCUGUGAGGACCUGGUCAACUCAUACCAGUGUGACUGUUCACCUGGGUUCACAGGUAUGAACUGCGAGGUAGACAUUGACGAGUGUGAGAGCGAGCCCUGUCAGAACGGCGGGUCCUGCAAGGACGCCGCCAACUCCUACACCUGCAACUGUGUGACGGCGGGUCCAGGGGAGGAGCCAUGGGGUGGCCAUAACUGUGACGUCCGUCUGAUUGGCUGCAGGGAACACCUGUGUGAGAACGGAGCCACGUGUGUGCCCAUCCUAAGCCAAGAAGUGCACAGUGGGGAAGAUGGGGAUGAACAAGAGCAUGACCACACCUGCCUCUGUCACCCUGGCUUCACUGGGAAGCACUGCAGCAUUCCCACCACCUUCUCCUUCAACAGAGAGGGGUAUGUCCUUAUCCAGCUCCCUCCUACAGCUAACAGGACCAGUAGAGGGAUUGACCCCCAGCACCACCACCACCACUAUGGGAUCCACAUCCAGCUGCGCUUCAGAACCACCCUGGAUGAAAUGCUGCUGUUCUACAGAGGGGCUGAGGACUACAGUGUGUCCCUGGAGAUUGUGGGGGGCCAUAUCCAUGCUAGAGCUGGAUCAGGGAAGGAGCUACAGGCCACCUACCAUCUCCCUGUCAAUGACGGAGACUGGCAUGAGGCCAAAGUGACCAUGGAUGAGAAGCUGGUGCUGAUGGUGAAAGGACCAGGUUGUGACAAUGACGGGGGAUGCACAGUGGAGGACGAAGGACACAACCAACUCAUAUUCUUCCAACCUGGAUCAUUCCCCCAGGUCUAUGUGGGUGGGGCCCCCCAGAAGUAUUUGGACAACACAGAGAGUAGGAAGGGUUUCAUUGGCUGCAUGGAGGAUCUACAGGUUGACCACCAGCUGCUACUGCCUCAGGAUAUCUCUCCAGAGCACGUCCAAGACAUGGAGCUGGGCUGCAACAAGACCGACUGGUGUCAUCCUGAUCCUUGCCAUCAUCGUGGGCAUUGUAUUGACCUGUGGACUAGCUUCAGCUGUGAGUGUGAUCGACCCUAUCACGGCUCCCUGUGUGAAGAAGAAUACCCCUCAUGGACAUUCAGUAAUGAAGACACUGUGAGCUAUGCUGCCUUCAACAUCAACCAAACGGACGGGGAGAACUUCAACAUCUCCUUCUUCCUGCGCUCUCUGAAGCCUAGCGGCCUGCUCCUCCAGCUGCGGAGAGGGAGGAGGGCCUACCUCACCCUGUACCUGCGGGAGGGAACCCUGGUCUUCAACAGCCCCCCCACCACCCUGUUCUCUAACGGUACCUACAUCACCAGCGGACAGAGCGAGCUGGUCACUGUGGUGGUACGCCAGGGUCAGGUAGGGUUCAGUCAGGGUGGGACACAGUUAUCCCUGGGGCGGGUGAGGAUGGAGCAGGGGGACGUGGUGUACAUGGGGGGUCUGCCACCGGGGGAGUCCACUGCCCCCUGGGGAGGUCACUUCAAAGGCUGCUUACAGGACAUCACUCUGGACCACAUGCACCUGUACCUUCACCUCCCAGAGGAGGAGUGCCACACCCACGAAGCGUUCGAGUGCUACAUCCCUCAAAAAUCGGAGAACAUGUUGGAUGGCUGUGUCAGUGAUGAGGCAUGCAAGGCUGGUCCCUGUCAGAACGGAGGAACGUGCACAGUCACCUGGAAUGACUUUGAGUGCACCUGUCCCAUGAACUUCUCUGGCAGGCGAUGUGAUACACGCGUGUGGUGUGUCAGCGACCCCUGUGUCGUGGGCAGCCAGUGUGUGGAUCUAGUUGACGGUUACGAGUGCCUCACUAACGCCACCUUUGAGAGCAACGCUCUGCAGUUCACAGCUAAUGGCUCGCUGGUUGCCACGGUGACCAGUGUCUCCAUGGAUAUACGUACUCGGGAGGAGAACGGCGUGCUGCUGCGGGCCACUAACGGAGCAGAGGUCUUCUGUCUGGGUUUGCUCAACUCCUCUCUGCUGGUCAAACUACUGAGCGGCAACAGCCUGGAGCUACAGGCCUUCACCAGCGACCUGCCCAUCUCAGACGGGGCCUGGCACCACCUCCACCUGGCCAUGACAGACCCCCUGCAGCCUGUGUCCCGCUGGCGCCUCACUGUGGACGGGCGCAGGGCUGGCAGCACCAUGGGCACGGCCGGGCACCUCAACUUCCUCAACAACACCACCGUGUGGCUGGCAGAGAACUACACAGGCUGUCUGGGAGAGGUGAGGGUGGGAGGAGUCUACCUACCUCUGUUGGACAACCAAGAUGCCCCCCAGGCAGCCCGGUUUAUCAGACAGGGGGGGCAGGAGAACAAGAUGGGGUGUGUUGGUACUGAUGUGUGUCAGUACCAGCCCUGCCUCAACCAGGGCACCUGCCAGGACCUCUGGAACCUGUUCAACUGCAGCUGUUCCCCGGGCUGGGAGGGAGAGUUCUGCCAGAGGGACACAGACGAGUGUGCCUCAGGCCCCUGUGCCCACGGCACCUGCACAGACCUGCUGGCAAACUACCAGUGUGAGUGUCACAAAGGAUGGGGGGGCAGGGACUGUGAGGAGGAGGUGGAUGACUGCCUGGAGCACAGCUGUUUGAACGGGGGCUCCUGCCUAGAUGGGACGGGUACCUACCAGUGUGUCUGCCCCCCUGGAUACACCGGCCGCCGCUGCCAAUGGAGAUUCCCUCCACAGCAGUGUGAUGAAGAGACGCAGUGUGACAACGGUGGGGUCUGCGUGGAUGGGAUCUGGGGUACCAACUGCACCUGCAAACCUGGUUACACUGGAGACUGGUGUGAGGUAGAGAUAGAUGAGUGUGAGUCCAGACCCUGUCUCAACGGUGCUACCUGCCUGGACCGACUCAGCAGCUUUCAGUGUGUGUGUGUGCCGGGCUUCAGCGGCACACAGUGUGAAAGCAAUAGACAGGAGCAGAGGCAGCGUGUGCCCUGGCUGGUGGUGGCCAUCCCUCUGGCCAGCCUGUGUGUGCUGCUGGCUGUGGUGGCCCUGGUGUUCAUGGUGCUGACCGCACGCAAGAAGCGCCAGUCGGAGGGCACCUACAGCCCCAGCGCCCAGGAGGUGGCAGGGGCACGGCUGGAGAUGGGCAGUGUACUCAAAGUGCCUCCCGAGGAGAGGCUCAUAUGAGCCCCACACACAACAGCAACACACACUACCUUCACUCGGCUACAGGUCGGACACCUAGCCUCCCUGGCAUAACACACAACCAGACACAGGCAAGGGCUGGUCAGACUCACUAAGAGGUGUCCAGCGUGUGAAAGGUCACCAGUGGUGUGGACAUGUGCCCUCACAGUGAUGCCACCGCCACACUGCUGCUGCUGGGUCAUGGGGUUGGGGGUGAUUCAACCCGGAACUAAUCUCUUUAUAGAAAGAGGUGACGUGGUCUGUCUGAGCCGCAGAGAAGGGCAGGACAGAAGAUAAAAGAGCUCUAGUCUCCCCAGGACUUGAGCACUGCUGUCGGGUUGAGUCUAAUCAGCUAGUCCCCUCCCUGGAGCGAUGAACCAUACUGGACUCCAGUGUCUCUCUAUACAAUAGCUACCCGUGUACAUUCUGUACCCCACAUUGAUUAUGUGUGAGUUCACUCUAAUGACCAUUUUGAUGGUAAAACAUUGUAUUUUUGUCUGGAUGUGCAGUUAACAAUUAACAGGCAAUGCACUAUACCAAUAAUGUUCUUUCCGACUCCGUGUAAAUACUGUAAUGGUCUUAUUUCUAAAUCUAUGAUGUGUUUUUUUGUUCAUGUCGUUGUCUUGUGCAAAUGUAUGAGGUGCUCCUAAAACUCGAACUCAUAGAAAGUGGAUUGAGACCACUUAAAUGCUAUCAGCCAUCUCAAACUCUGAUGCCACAGUAUUCAGACAGGAUACAUUUACCCAAACCUACACUCCUGUCAGUCUCUUAUUCUAUCCUCACCAGAGCCACUACUUAACCAGCCAAGUGAUCAAUGGACGUUUUCACUGUCCAUCGGAGGUGCUGAAGCUAGAUAUUGUGCUCUAGUUCUUUUCUGUAACUAUGGAUGAUGUACCACAUGCUUAUACUGUAACUAAGCUGAAUGAAAGCAACACCUAAUUAGCUUGAAAUGAAGUUUAUGCAACCCCACACUAAAGGCAAGUCAUUGAAAGAUAGUUAAUUGUCAUGAGUUGACUUCCACAUGACUUUAUGAAUGAGUUUGUAUGUGCCUUCCUUACAGAAUGGAUGGAAUGCUGAGAAACACAACAUUUGACUCUUGUACAUUCUACAUUGGAUAUGGUAUCUAUCUAUAUGUUGAUUUUUGUGUGGCCCUAUCUAAAAUACAGUUGACUGGAGGGAACUAUAUGUUGUCUCAAAGGAAAACUCACUGUGAUGAUCGUGUUGACGUCUGUGUGGAGUGCUGUAGAGCAGUAUGACAGACCGACAAAGAGACAGAGCAGGUUUCUGUUUGAGCUCGGUCGGUCCUCCCCCUCCACUUCCUGCAGGGCUAGGUGAUGCAGUACGAUCCAGGGAGACAUGUACUGACAAUUCACUGAUGUUAGCGCUGCUCCAGUGUUGGAUUAUACAGAGUACAUUCCAGGGUUGGGAUCAACUACAGUCAAUUCACAAAGUGAACAUUGCCCAGUGAAUUGUCAAUUGAAAACUGAAUUGACCCCAACGCUGGGACACUCUGGAUUCGCAUCUACAACAGGGGAUAGAUUGGACUGAUCUGGAUUUGAGUUCUGAAUAGUAUGGUAGGAGCUUACACUCGUCUCAGGCAGUACAAACUACAGUGUAACGAACAGCAAGGUAUGCUGGGUAGGCUACACUGGUAUGUAUAGGGAGUAUUCUGUAAUUAUUCUGGAAAAUGUGAUUGGGUAGCAACACUGUAACAUGAUGCAAUUGUAAACAGUGUGAUUUAUUCAAAACUCUAAAGUUUCUAUUGGAUGUCAACAGUUAAACUGAUGCAAAAGAGAAUGAUAAUUAAAGCAACACCGUGAAAUGAAUGACUGGACUUACUGUGCAUGGUUUUGUUUGUAACUAGAUCAAAUGCGGUAAGAAUUUGUCUGACAAAGGAUAGCAAGUCAACACAGUUACCCCAUAAGUGUUUGACUAUCUGUUUGUUCAAUAGAAUUUGCAAUUCGGUGUCUUUCACAAUGCUUCUGAAGGGAUCUCCUCCCACAGUCCCGUAGGAGCGUUCUGUCUGCGUACCACGAGGGAAGGAAGGAGUUUAUGUUUGCAACGCCCGCAUA
Molecule: messenger RNA, 7582 nt
Organism: Oncorhynchus mykiss (rainbow trout)
Lineage: Eukaryota; Metazoa; Chordata; Actinopteri; Salmoniformes; Salmonidae
Source: RefSeq, a predicted model, not a curated record